UUUCUCACUGUACAAAGCCUUGGUCCAAAAAUUUCGAAAGAAACCCCCACGCCAAAUCAAGUGACACCUUAGUUUGUCACUCAAUAAACCGGAUCGAACCAUGUCUGAACAACAUAAACAAGUUCAGAUCAACAAUGCUAUCAAAGCCAUCAAAACCAAAAAAAGUAAUGAGCAAGACUUGAGCUGGCACGUCACUGAUGAUGGCACCAAGAUAAACACCAAGGAGAGAGUGGUUACAUCCAUCAAUCCUCCCGCCACUUUCCAACCAUCCGAUCAUCAGGUGUUCCUACCCAACGGCUUACCCAACUGUGCAUUCUUGAAGACCCAUUUUUUUAAUGAAGGAAGAUUGAGAGAAGAUCAAGCUAUUCGUAUUUUAAGAGAUGCUACUGAAUUAUUAUCAAGUGAGCCAAACAUGUUGGAAGUCCCAGCUCCUGUCACCGUGUGUGGGGAUAUCCAUGGCCAGUAUUAUGACUUGAUGAAGCUAUUUGAAGUGGGAGGUGAUCCUGCAAAUACAUCCUACUUAUUCCUUGGUGACUAUGUCGAUAGAGGGUCAUUUUCCAUCGAAUGCUUGUUAUACUUAUACUCAAUCAAGUUGACGUAUCCAGACACUUUUUUCAUGUUGAGAGGUAACCAUGAGUGUAAGCAUUUAACGGAGUACUUUACAUUCAAGAAUGAAUGCUUGCAUAAAUAUUCGGAACGGUUAUACGAAGAGAGCUUAAGGUCUUUUAACGCGUUGCCAUUAGUGGCUAUAAUGAACAAACAAUUCUUUUGUGUUCAUGGAGGUAUUUCCCCCGACUUACAAACGUUGAAUGAUGUGAUCAGAUUGGAUAGGUUUAGAGAACCUCCAACCAAAGGGUUAAUGUGUGACUUAUUGUGGGCAGAUCCCCUUGAAGAUUAUGAUGAAGACAAGUUGGAUCACAGCUUUAUCAGAAAUGCGGUGCGAGGCUGUUCUUAUUCAUUUACUUACAGAGCUUCGUGUCUGUUUUUGGAAAGAACUGGGUUGUUGUCGAUCAUUAGGGCUCAUGAGGCUCAAGACGCUGGUUACAGAAUGUACAAAAGAACUAAAACAAUGGGAUUUCCGUCCCUUUUGACUAUGUUUAGUGCCCCCAACUACUUGGACAGCUACAAUAAUAAAGCUGCUGUUUUGAAGUAUGAAAAUAAUGUCAUGAAUAUCAGACAAUUCAAUUCCUCUCCUCAUCCUUACUGGUUACCUCAAUUCAUGGACGUUUUCACUUGGUCUUUACCUUUUGUCGGUGAAAAAGUCACCGAUAUGUUGGUAUCUAUUUUGAACGUCUGCACGGAAGAUGAAUUAAGCGAAGACACGGAAGAUGAAAAGUUGAACUUCAACCCCGAAUCAGAACCUUCAUCUCCAAUUUCAUACAAAAGAACCUUUUCAUUUUCCAACAUCCCAUCUACUGAUAAUGAUGCCAAACUUGACACUUACGAAGGCAGAAAACAAGCUUUACGUAACAAGGUGGUUGCCAUUGGCAGGGUAUCAAGAAUGUAUCAGUUGUUGAGAGAAGAGACUGAAGAUGUUGCCAAGUUAAAAAGCUUGAACAGUGGACAACUUCCCAAGGGAUCUCUUUUGCAUGGUAGUAAAGGGUUGAAGGAGGUAAUCACGACAUUUGAAGAUGCCCGGAAAGCCGAUUUGAUUAAUGAAAAGUUACCUCCCACAAGAGAAGACCAAAUAAGAAUAGAACAAGAGAGACGACAAAAACUCCAACAGGAAAUCAACAACGACUCCAAUAGAGAUCCCGUUUUCCAAAAGCUCAUGAGAAGACUUUCCUAAGGUUAAGUAUAUAUGUCUGUAUCUAUACUUGGGCAUAGAAUGAUGAGAUUAAUAUGUGAAUAAAUAGUAUACCCACAACGCUUUG
Molecule: messenger RNA, 1874 nt
Organism: Yamadazyma tenuis ATCC 10573
Lineage: Eukaryota; Fungi; Ascomycota; Pichiomycetes; Serinales; Debaryomycetaceae
Gene: CMP1
Product: calcineurin catalytic subunit A
Biological process (GO): calcineurin-mediated signaling; fungal-type cell wall organization
Cellular component (GO): calcineurin complex; cytoplasm
Molecular function (GO): calmodulin binding; calmodulin-dependent protein phosphatase activity
Source: RefSeq, a predicted model, not a curated record